This is a messenger RNA of Hypoxylon fragiforme, 345 nucleotides long. RefSeq lists its product as uncharacterized. The transcript has a single exon. NCBI's taxonomy places the organism in Eukaryota, Fungi, Ascomycota, Sordariomycetes, Xylariales, Hypoxylaceae. Bases 1 to 345 code for a protein of 114 amino acids. The record is from RefSeq and is a predicted model, not a curated record.
AUGGCCUACACCAGCCGCGGCGUCGCCGGCGAAAAAGCCGCCGUGCGCAGCGCCCAGCGCGAGGAGGCGCUCCAGCGGAGAAACGCAGAGCUGGUCCGCCGCCCCAGCGUCGGCGAGCGGCCUCCCGACACCAUGCGCCCCGCCGCGAUACGGUGGGACGUGUUGUUGCUGGGGAAGAAGGGGUACAAGGGCAGGAGGGCGCAGGCGAUGCGGCUGGAGAUGGAUAAGAGGCUGGACAUGGAUGCCGUCGCGAAGGGCAGCUACGUGUUCAUGAGCUGCGACUAUGUCGAGGAGGUCCUCGAUUGGUGUCGGUUUGAGGAGGAGGGGCGGACGGCGACUUUUUGA